AUGGACGACGUCUUUCUCAAGCACAAGCAGCAGACGGACGACGACGACAAGGAUCUCGAGAACCUCAUUUUCAACAGCGACACCAAGGAACUGGAACCGCAGAAGCCGCUACAAGAAGAGGACAAGGACGAGCUGAACGGACCCGUACAGAAGGAGCAGGCAGUACCGAUGCAAAUGCAGGACAGCGACUCGGACGAGAACGAUGCGGCCACGCAGUCGACGGCUAAAGGGGCCGAUCGCUCGUCGCUGAACAACGUGCUGCCUGUGGACAAGCUCAAGAAUGGCGCGACUACGGCCUCCAAGGUGUUUGGUCAGACGUUUUCGAUGUUUAAAGAAAAGUCCGGGGCAGCGCUCGAAGCGGCGAAAGCGUCUAAUGCUGGCAAGACGAUUGCUGGCGGAUUGAGCAAUGCUGCUACGGCUAGUCAAGAGAAGUACGGGAAGUUGAAAGGGACGGAUGCUUUCAAGAAGUCCACGACGAUGGCGAGCGACGCCUACGAGCGGACGUCUCUAGUUGCAUCGGGUGCUUUGGAAAAGGCACGUGCUGCGUCGUCGUCUGGGUUGGAGAUGGCAAAGCACACUGCUGCUGCUAGUAUUGAGACGAUCAAGUCGAAGACAGGCAGCAAAAAGGGCGGUGAGAAUUAG
Molecule: messenger RNA, 642 nt
Organism: Peronospora matthiolae
Lineage: Eukaryota; Oomycota; Peronosporomycetes; Peronosporales; Peronosporaceae
Source: the annotation of a GenBank genome assembly